Messenger RNA from Toxorhynchites rutilus septentrionalis, 5355 nucleotides. RefSeq lists its product as uncharacterized. Lineage: Eukaryota; Metazoa; Arthropoda; Insecta; Diptera; Culicidae. The coding region runs from base 1 to 5355 and encodes 1784 amino acids. The transcript has a single exon. Gene Ontology annotation, molecular function: nucleic acid binding. The record is from RefSeq and is a predicted model, not a curated record. Gene Ontology annotation, biological process: DNA integration.
AUGACGAAAGCAGCGGAAUUUAAAAAGCAUUUUGCGAUUUACCGUCAAUCCCACGAGUUUAUCGCUAGAACGAAGAAAUUUGUGGGUGAAUACGAAGCUGAUUCGCAGCGUGCUCAAAUUUCUGGUCGUUUAGAUGCGCUUAAUACGACUUUUGAUCGAUUUCGCGAUAGUCUUUGUAUUCUGGAACUCUUAUCGGAAGGAAAGGAAGAUGAUCCCAUGGAUUUCGUUCAGGAAAUGGGAGAUUUUGAGGAAGAUUAUUUCACGCUGAAAGGAUUUCUUGAGAAUCAGCUGAAGCCGAAGGAAUUCGUUCAUGAAAAUAGGUCAUCGGAAUCGCGAAUUUUGAAGCUGCCGGACAUUAAGCUUCCGGAAUUCAGCGGAAAUAUUUUGAAAUGGUUUUCCUUUUACGACACGUUCGAAUCGUUGGUCCAUAACAAUCACGAUCUGUCGGACGUCCAGAAAUUUUAUUAUUUAAAGUCGACUUUGCGUGGAGAUGCGUUUAAUUUAAUCGAAAAGAUUUCUGUAACAAGCGAUAACUACUCAGUGGCAUUGAAAGUACUUACGGAUCGGUACCAGAACAAGAACGUGUUGAUUCGAAACCACAUCGAGUCGCUGUUCCUGGUCGAGAAGGUGAAGAAGGAGUGUCCACGACUGCUAACUAGACUGCUAGGAGAUUUCGAAAACAAUUUGGGAAUUCUCGAGAAACUUGGAGAGAAAGUUGACGGAUGGAGUUCAUUGCUAGUGUAUAUGAUCACAUCGCGACUUGAUCAGGCCACAUACCGAGAAUGGCAACGUAUUUCGGAAAAGAAGAGGAUGCCUACAUACGAUGAGUUAGUUGAAUUCUUGAGAAAUUACAUCAUGGAGCUAGAUGCACUGUAUGUAGAUCGGCCUACACAGGAAACAAAAUCAGUUCCACAGAAUGCUGCUGCAACAACGUCGAGUUCCCGGACGCAGUGUCCUGUUUGCGGAAAGGCUCAUCGGUUGUACUAUUGUGAACAAUUCAAGCACAUGUCACUUGACCAACGCACUUCGCUUGUGUCGAACAUCGGAAUCUGCGCCAACUGCCUGUUUGGGCAGCACUCGUCCGCCAACUGCAAGUACGGAUCCUGUCGUGAAUGUGGAGCCAAUCACCACACACUGUUGCACAAUCCCACCGUUGAAACGCCACACGUUUCCCACAAGCAACCGUUCACUACCUCAAACGUCGUCGUUAAAAUCGAUCAGCCCGCCUACGGUCGUAGUCCUCUUCUCGAUUCAAUCCACUCUAUCGUCUCAGCCAAUGCACACUCGGUUAUAUCUCGUCCUGACCACUCUCCUCCCGCUCAAGUUUUUCUCGCAACCGCCGUCGUUAAGGUGUUUGGUCCCAAGGGAAAUUAUUUCCUUGCUCGUGUUCUUCUCGAUAAUGCUUCGCAACCCAAUCUCAUGACUGAGAGAUUUCGUCGUUUGAUCGCAUCGCGCAAGUCGCCACAAACCCUGGAAAUCGCUGGAGUAGGCGGUGAAGUGAACACAGUAGCUAAUUUCUCAACAGUUGCCACCGUUGCCUCGAGGUUCAACAACUUCCGUGUUCCACUCGAAUUCGUAGUGAUGGAGAAGGUGACCAAUGACCUGCCAACUUGGACCGUCGACACUUCUGACUGGGUCAUUCCGGAUAAUAUUCGUUUAGCCGAUCCAUCGUUCGCCACCAGGGGUCCAAUCGACAUCGUCAUCGGGGCGCAGGUGUUCUUCGAGCUUCUUCGCAGAGGACAUUUCAAGAUUGCAGAGGAAAAGCCGAUUCUACAGAACUCGGUAUUCGGAUGGCUGGUCUCGGGCCGGCAUUCUGAAAGAGAUUCCGCCACAGGAACUGUAUCAAGCUGUCACGUGACAACGCUAAACGAACUGGACCAACGAGUGAGCCGAUUUUGGGAACUGGAAACCUGUCAUUCACCAUCGAUCUGGUCAACCGAAGAAAAACUGUGCGAGGAGAAUUUCGUAGCCAAUGUUCGUCGUAAUUCAACCGGACGCUACGUCGUUUCGCUUCCCAAAAAUGCUGAACUCGUCGGUCAACUUGGGAACUCGCUUUCGAUUGCCACUCGUCGCUUCCUCUGCCUGGAAAAACGGUUCCAGCAUAAUCCAGAACUCUUCCACCAAUACAAGGCCUUCAUGGACGAGUACCUCGCUCUAGGUCACAUGAAGUUGGUUAGUUCUGUCGAGGAUAAUCCAGGACGUCACUUCUAUUUGCCACAUCAUGCCGUUCUCAAGCCGGACAGCACCACCACAAACCUGCGAGUGGUUUUCGACGGCUCGUGCAAAACCACUUCGGGUUUUAGCCUCAACGACCUGCUGUUGAAAGGCCCGACCAUACAAGACGACAUGAUUUCAACCAUUCUCCGCUUUCGAACCAAAGCUGUAGUUAUAACAGCGGACAUCACAAAGAUGUACCGUCAAAUUUGGGUGACGGAAGACGACCAGUCAUUACAGCAGAUUCUCUGGCGCGAAUCUCCAUCGCAGCCAAUCCGCACAUAUCAACUCACUACCGUUACUUACGGAACUACGACCGCACCGUUCUUGGCCACACGUUGCUUAAAGCAACUAGCAGACGACGAAGCAGCAAAUUACCCGGCAGCCGCUCCUGUGGUUAGGAAGGGAUUUUACGUAGACGAUUUAAUGUACGGGUUCGAUUCACUGGAUGAAGCUAUAGUCGCAUCGAAGGAAACUUCAGAGAUGCUGAGUUCUGCUGGUUUUCCACUUCGCAAAUGGUCAUCCAAUGAGUCAGUAGUCAUCGAACAAUUUCCAAUUGAAUUUCGCGAGCAAUCUCCGGUGCUUGAGCUCGACCCGUCAGCCCCAAUCAAGGCACUCGGCUUGUUAUGGAAACCCAAAUCCGACGAACUUCUUUUCAAGAUUCCGGAGUGGCCUAAUGAUCCCGUCUCGACCAAGCGCAGCAUACUGUCACACACGUGCAGUCUCUUCGACCCUCUUGGCCUACUUGGCCCCGUCAUCGUCUCCGCCAAGAUCCUGAUAUCGGUACUUUGGCAAAGCAACUUCGGCUGGGAUGAUCCUCUUCCACAGGAGUACCACCAGCGUUGGACAGAGAUUGCUGGACAGCUCUCCAGUCUGCAGCAACUUUCAAUUCCACGCUUCGUUUUAAAGGACAAACCGAUCGCCAUUCAUCUAAUUGGUUUCGCAGACGCUUCACUGCAUGCUUACGGUGCAUGUGUGUAUUUUCGUACCGUUUCGUCGUCCGGUAGUAUCACAGUACAGCUGAUGGCUGCCAAGUCUCGAGUUGCGCCUUCGGAAAGACGCAGGCCAUCCCUUGCACGUCUGGAACUAUGUGCAGCUGUGCUAUUGGCAAAUUUGCAGCAGAAAGUUCUAAACGCAGUAGAGAUCAAGUGUCCGUGUUUUUUGUGGUCUGAUUCGACUAUCACGCUGCAUUGGAUCGAUGGCUCUCCAUCAUCCUGGAAUAUAUUCGUUGCCAACCGGGUGGCAGAGAUUCAACAGCUCACGGAAUCUGCUACUUGGCUCCACGUUCGCACCGAAGAUAAUCCCGCUGACUACAUUUCGCGUGGUCUAACUCCAGUUGCAAUCCUCGACAAUUAUCUGUGGUGGCACGGCCCACAGUGGCUUUCUCAACCGUUCACAGAGUGGCCAAAAACAGCGCAUUCAUGGCGAAAGCAGUCUCCUCCCGAAUCGGACCUGGAACGCAGGAAGGCCCCACUACUUUCGGCCAUGAGUAGCAUCGAGAGGGACAAUUGGCUCUCUGAUUGUUUCGAGAGCUACGAUUCACUCCACAAAGUUCUUCGCGUAUUAGUAUAUUGUCGUCGAUACGCCACCAUCUGCAGAGCCAAGAAGGCGGGUACUUUCCCACCGUACAGUGCUAUAACUCCCGCGGAAAUUCGACAUGUUGAAUUAGCACUCAUUGUUCUUAUGCAACAAGAGCAGUUCCCGGAUGAAUAUAGACGAUUGCAGAACAAGACCCCGAUCAGCAACAAAUCUCCUCUUCGCUAUCUUCGUCCAGUCAUGUUCGAAGGCGAAAAAAUCAUCCGAGUUGGUGGACGAUUAAAAAACGCCCCGAUUCCAUUUGACCGCAAGCAUCCAAUUCUUCUCCCAAAAAAUCACCGUUUCACCGAUCUCGUUUUCCUUGAUGCCCACGAAGCCACUCUCCACGCUGGACCUUCAUAUUUGUUAGCAGCAGUUCGUCGUCGCUUUUGGCCAAUCGACGGCCGUAAUAAGGCACGUUCCACGGUGCAUCAGUGCAUAGUCUGCUUCCGAAAUAGACCCACAUUCGCUCAACAGGCUAUGGCAGACCUGCCGGCAGUUCGUGUGACUCCAUCACGCCCGUUUGCCAACAUCGGAGUGGACUUCAUGGGACCUGUCUACAUCAAACCUCCUCGCAAACAUGAUCCGGUCAAGGCGUACAUCUGCGUGUUCAUCUGCAUGGUAACCAAGGCUGUCCACUUGGAAUUGGUCAUGAGCUUAACUACAGACGCCUUCAUCGCAGCGCUGAUCCGGUUCUGCUCCAGACGUGGCUACCCGCUCAACAUUUACUGCGACAACGCCACUAACUUUGUCGGCGCCAACCGAGCGUUGCAGGAACUCCGAGUGCUAUUUCGCUCUCAGCAGCACCAGAUGGAAGUCGCAGGAUACGCAACCCGUCAAGGAAUCACAUUCCACUUUAUUCCACCACGUUCGCCCUCGUUCGGUGGGCUUUGGGAAGCCUGUGUGAAGUCAGCGAAAAACCACCUCAACCGUGUGACGAUCGACAUCCUUCUCACACAAGAAGAGAUGACAACCAUCAUUAUUCAAAUCGAGGCUUGCCUCAAUUCACGCCCUCUUACCCCAAUUUCCAAUGAUCCCUCUGACCUUGAGCCACUCACUCCUGGCCACUUCCUAAUCGCCAGUCCUUUACAAGCCGUACCCGAACCAGACCUUACCAAACUACCUUCCAAUCGCCUGUCCCGCUGGCAGAACAUGCAGCGUAACUUACAAUCUUUCUGGUCCCGGUGGUAUCUCGAGUACCUUCCUGCACUGCAAAGGGUUCAGAGAUGGCCGGGACCCUCUCCGAAUCUUUCCGUAGGAGACAUGGUACUGGUGCAGGAAGACAACCACCCGCCUACGCAGUGGCCGAUCGCUCGAGUCGUCAAAACGAUAGCUGGUGAUGACAAGCGUGUCCGAGUUGCCGACGUUCUGAUGGGGGACAACAAAAUCUACCGCCGCUCGAUCCGCAAAAUGUGCCCGCUCCCACAGUGCGUUGAUCCUAGCACCCCCACAGAAUCCGAGUGCAAGCCUCCAGCUCGUCAGUGCUCUCCGAACCUUGCUCCCACUAUCGCAGCAUCUCCAGCCAAGCCUGUUCCAGACGAUUGUUCGUACCAAGCAGACGAGUAA